Olea europaea var. sylvestris is the source of this 1200-nucleotide messenger RNA. RefSeq names its product F-box/FBD/LRR-repeat protein At4g26340-like. Lineage: Eukaryota; Viridiplantae; Streptophyta; Magnoliopsida; Lamiales; Oleaceae. Bases 226 to 1200 code for a protein of 324 amino acids. Gene Ontology annotation, molecular function: protein binding. The transcript has a single exon. The record is from RefSeq and is a predicted model, not a curated record.
UCUCACGCCAAAUGCAAAAAGACAAUCCUUGCCGGCACAAUAGGGAAGAAGACAAGGUUAAAUUCCUGGAUAUCCUUACAUAAUCAAUUAUAAAGAGUUGUCCAAAUCCUAUGCAGAACUGAGAACCCCUAUGCAGAACUGAGAACCCCUUCUCCGUAUAACAUAGUUUCAAGCCAUAUAUCAUGUAUAAAGCUCCAGAAACUAGCAGAAACCAAGCCAUAUAUCAUGUAUAAAGCUCCAGAAACUAGCAGAAACCAAGAAUUUCCAUUAAUGGACAGGAUCAGCAACUUGCCAGACUCUGUUCUCUGUCAUAUUCUCUCUUUCCUUCCCACAAAACACGCCGUGGCAACCAGCGUUCUAUCAACAAAAUGGCAAUUCCUCUGGACCAACAUCCUUAAUCUAGAUUUCGACAGUUCCCUGUGUUUCAAUCCUCGGAAUACUGAAAACUCUAAAAACAAAAUGAGUUUCCACGAAUUUGUCACUAGGGUUUUGCUUCUGCAUAAUUCCCGUUGCAUAAAAACGUUGCUUCUAAAAUGUGGGGGGAGCUGCGAACAGCGCCAUGUUGAUGCAUGGAUUGGCACUGCAAUCUCACGCAACGUUGAAGUUCUUGAACUGUGUGCUUUGAUAGGUGUUGAUCGGUUGCCUCAUCGUUUCUUCACCUGCAAAACUCUCGUUGAUUUAAAGCUCGAAAACUAUGUAACAAUUCGGGUUCCUGGUAAUAUGUGUUUUCCCAGUCUUCAGAAACUUCAACUCAUCUCUGUGAGUUAUGAUAAUGAUGAGUCAUUUACAGAAUUGAUUGCUGCUUGCCUUGUGCUCCAUGAAUUGAUAAUAAGGAGAUCUGAGCAUGAUUAUCUGGUCUUUUGUAAUCUAUCUUCGCCUGUACUGAAAAGCCUCAAGCUGAUUUUUGGGUCUAACGCUUUUAAACCUUAUUUGUAUAAUUACAAGCUGAAGGUGUAUGCCCCUGCACUUGAAUACCUCCAUUUAGAUGAUAAGGUAUCCAUGGAUUUCUCCAUCGGAGAAUUGACCUCCCUGGUUGAAGCAGAUGUUCAUCUCUAUGACAAUGAAUUGGGAAAUGACAAUCAAUAUCUCAAUUUUGUUGUCAAAUUCAUUGGAAAGCUCAGCCAAGUGAAGUUCCUAUCUCUGUCGAUCAAUAUCACCACGGUAUGCUGUAAAUCCAUUCACAUUCCAGUUACUAAUUAG